CAGUCUCGGUUGGCACUUUGCAAUCAGUUCGCAAGUGGCAACCGAUCAGUCCAGAUGGCAGCCGCAGUCAGUCAGGGUCUUGGCCAGGAGGAGGUCUUCGUCAGCCGGGCCGCCAUUCAGCUACAGCUGCCGCCGAUUGUCUACGAGUGGCACACUCUCGUGGUGAACACGCCCCCGGCCAGUCCGCCCUCGGCCCCGGCGGUGGGCGAGUUUGUCAGGAAGGAGGAGCAGAAGGAGGCGGCAGCCAAGCCCAAGGGCAAUUACUAUACACCCCCGAGGAUUUUGGGCACGGAGGCGCAACGCAAGAAUCUGCACCAGACGCUGGGCAACUUUUACGAGGUGGAGCGGUACGCCAGUGCCUGGAAUCGCGUGACCAAGUUGGAGGCAUCCCCCGUAUCCCGUAUCCCGUAUCCCGGGGCCUAAUCGAUUAACCCAUUAAGCGCCCGAGAGCUGCAGGAGAGUGAAAUUCCAUUCCGUUGCCAAAAUUCCAAUUCAUGUUCCCGAAACUGCCGACCCGAGCUGGGCGUGGGGGAAAUGAAAAGAAAGAAAUACUGGCCUAGGCCAAACCCCUAUAUAUAUAUCGUAAUACAUAAACGUAGUGUAAGCAUCCCAUGAAUAUUUAUGUGCCCGCCCGUCCCACUUUCGGGCUGAUAAUGCAAUAAAAGUAUUAUUUGAUAGAUAAA
This is a messenger RNA of Drosophila ananassae, 683 nucleotides long. RefSeq lists its product as uncharacterized. The transcript has a single exon. The coding region runs from base 55 to 423 and encodes 122 amino acids. The record is from RefSeq and is a predicted model, not a curated record. NCBI's taxonomy places the organism in Eukaryota, Metazoa, Arthropoda, Insecta, Diptera, Drosophilidae.